Folsomia candida is the source of this 1843-nucleotide messenger RNA. RefSeq lists its product as uncharacterized. Gene Ontology annotation, biological process: transmembrane transport. The record is from RefSeq and is a predicted model, not a curated record. Bases 148 to 1158 code for a protein of 336 amino acids. NCBI's taxonomy places the organism in Eukaryota, Metazoa, Arthropoda, Collembola, Entomobryomorpha, Isotomidae. Gene Ontology annotation, molecular function: ABC-type transporter activity. Gene Ontology annotation, cellular component: plasma membrane. The transcript has 6 exons.
CAAGAUCUGUCAUUGAAAAGGUCGUACGUACUCCUCCUGAGCCAGCUAGUGUGCUUCUUGGUGAACAUAUACCUCAUUUUGUAUACGGUUGGAAAUGACUCACUCGGUCUCAACUUGGGGACAAUAUCUGGCCACGCUUGUGAUAAAAUGGUUGACCAAUCUUUAAUCGCGAAAGAUUAUGCGUGUCGAUUUUUAAACAUCCUGGAAAAAUCUAAUAUUAACCUGGUGCCCAUGGAGACUGAAUUCGACGCACUACAAGCCAUUCAAGUAGGAAGUAUAACAGGUUACUUAAAGUUCCCAGGAAAUUUUACUGAAAACAUGCUGAAACGGCUUGUCUGGAAUGUUCAUGCCAAUGAAGAAAUCUUAAAUGGAUCAGAUAUUUCGAUUCGAUUAGAUAAUUCAGAAUAUAUGAACUCCUACUUUGUUACGAAGACAUUGUAUGAAUCCAUGCAAAAGUUGAUUCAACAAAUUGCGACAGAGUAUGGAAUUGAUGAAAGGGCAGUUAAACUACCAUUUUCGUUUAACGCCGUCUACGGAAAUAUGUCCGACACCUGGAACACGUUCUUCGUACCGAUGUUCCUUUUUAUAAUGUGGGCCCUCUUAUCGACAACAAUGGGAUUUCUGCACGUUUUUGACACCAAUGAUGGCACAUUAACCCGCACGAUGGCGACGGGUGUCGACUUUCACCAAGUGAUUCUUUCCUAUUACAUCGCCGACAUUCCGAUAGCCAUAAUUCAUGCCGGAUUGAUCAUUUCGUCCGUCUGGUGGGAUCGGGGUGAUGAAAUAAGAGGAAGUUGGGCAUUAAUCGGUCUCAUCUUUUAUCUGACCAGGAUUGUAAUUAUAGCACUUUAUCAUAUGCUUGCGUCACUGAAAAUCUCCGUGAAGGAUACACUUCUGGCAGGAAUUUCUCUAAUGCAGAUUUACAUAUAUGCCUCAGACACAGUUUGGCCCAUCGAGUCUGUCGUGUGGUGGUACCGGUACUUCUGCUUCUGCCUUCCUCUCACCUUCCCGAUCCGCGUGUUACGCUGUAUCAUGAUCAGAGGGUGGGGCAUAACGCAUCCCGCUGUGUUUUUUAAUGGAAUCUGUUACGGGAUAGUUUGCAUGAUUGUGUUAAUAGGUACAACUUUUCUGCUUGAGAGGAGAAAUAAGAAGAAAUGAUUAAAAUAUGGGAGUGUAUGCUUAAGGUAGAUUUGUACAUACCCAGGAAAAGGAUGUUUGAAUAAAUUUGUUAAACUGUUGAACUUCAAAUCAAAUCAAAUCUUAGAUAUACCAAAAACUCCUUAAAAUUGAAGUCUCUAAAUACCCCUAUUUAUAAACCAAUAAACGAUCAGUGCAAUUUGUACGAGUAAGUAUAAAUUAUUUUGUCACUAGUGUAGAAGCCCGUCAAUCGACGUGCAAAAUAGGCCCGUGGAUAAGCCCGUUACCCCAACAUUAGUGAAAUUAGCCUCUCCUGUUCUCUCUGCAGGAUGGAGAGAGAAAAGGAGAGGCUAACUUCUCAAAAAAGCCACCGACCCAGCAGCGAUACACUCGCCUGCUUUAUAUAGUUUAGAUCUUUAUAUUUCAUCAGGUUUCAUCUUUUCUAUUAAUAUGUGUGGUUGCUAUAGCAAAAUUUUCAGGAAACCAUUUAUCUAAAUCAAGUUCCUUUAUGCUAUCCUUACAUAUGUAUGUACUUUGAAACGUUUAAAAUUCAAAUCCACCUUGAAUUUCCGCUUUUUUGGGAAUCAUGCCUGUUUGCCUGAUAUUUUGCGCUUUUGAUGUCUUUUUGCCGCUUUCUUUAUGUUCCUACAUAUACGGGCAUUGCCUGGGCCAUUGAUGAAUUUUAAUAAUUACAAGAAACACUUGU